AUGGAUGUCCGCGCGCUUACCAUGUCAGCUGAGUUUGGAGGAAUUAAACCGAAGCUGGUGCCCAGCAGCGAAAACGAUCAGUGCAUGGUUUACGUUCCAUCAUCAAGUGUCCCGCGCUCAUUGAUGGAGUCAAUGACGGAUGCUAGCAGCUACGAGGAAGAGGACGAACAAGAAGACUACUCGGACGACGAGAACGAAGACAACGCCAAUGGUGAAUCUAGCGGCGAUAGUGACAGUGACGACUACGCCUCCAAAUGUCAUAGUCCCAAAGAGCUGAGCUUGAAUGCUGCAAAUUCCGGAAGUCUGACAGACAACGAGUCGGAUAGUCCCAGUGCCAAAACUCCGUCAACUUCACUUGCAAGCGGCAAUGCCGGAUGCAACAAAUCAGAACUGAACCCUGGCCCAGUGACGCAAUUAACCCCCGCUGCACAACAGAAUAGCAACGAGACCACUGCACCUAGCAGCACUGCAUCGGCGGAACAAUCUGUAGACGCAUCUCAUAUUGGGGCGAGGAGGACUCCUGUCGUGCAGUUGGAACGACCAGGCUCAGGCAGAAAGCGGCACCGGAAAAUGCUGGCUCCGCGGCGUAUCCCGCCGUCUUGAUUUGACGGGUAAUGGCGAGGCAACAAGAAUAUUUUUCGCAGUUCAAGAAUGUUACUUGAUAAUUUCACUCUACAUGUUGUUUUCCCACUAUUUUUGAAGAUGGU
Molecule: messenger RNA, 707 nt
Organism: Phytophthora nicotianae INRA-310
Lineage: Eukaryota; Oomycota; Peronosporomycetes; Peronosporales; Peronosporaceae
Exons: 2
Coding region: 1-603 (200 amino acids)
Source: RefSeq, a predicted model, not a curated record